Asterias rubens (European starfish) is the source of this 2070-nucleotide messenger RNA. Its product is annotated as heparanase-like. The record is from RefSeq and is a predicted model, not a curated record. Gene Ontology annotation, cellular component: extracellular matrix; membrane. Lineage: Eukaryota; Metazoa; Echinodermata; Asteroidea; Forcipulatida; Asteriidae. The coding region runs from base 404 to 1957 and encodes 517 amino acids. Gene Ontology annotation, molecular function: hydrolase activity, acting on glycosyl bonds. The transcript is spliced from 11 exons.
ACACGCUGGCCAUCGCAUACACGCAUGAAGUAUGAGCGCUUUCCCGGAUCCCUUCACUGUUGACCCCGUAGCCAGCAUGUGGUAGAAAACAAAAAAUUGCACCCGGCUGAAAUCCUCUAGAGAAUACAUGAGAUUGGAUAUCCAAGCAGACAAUAAAAACAUCGACAAAGGAAGCACAGCGCACCAAAGCGUACGAUCACACAAACACUCAAGCAUUUUUGCCACAUGCAAGGGUUCCAUAAAGGCAGAACUAAAGCAUAGCAGUGGGACAAAAAACAACACCAAGCUAGUCGGUUUAUUCCUAUGUUAGUUGAAGUCAGUCUGCAUAAGUUAUUAAAAAGUGUAUACAAAAACAAACACUCCAAAGAAUUCGACACAGAGAAAAGGAUUGCUUGGCAUCAUCAUGUUACGUCAUGUCACCACCUUCCUGGUCUUAGUCUUCGCUCAAGCCGUCUUCUUGCUCCCCAAGGUUGACGUAACAGGCUUCAGACAACACGAAGGGCCUAUGCUAGGAAUAAACGAGAUCCCCGAUUUGUCGACCAGAGUUCUAGAUUAUAAGGUCAACGUAAGUUUAAAAUUGCCGAUCUUCAAGACGGAUACAAGAUUUUUGUCCCACAACGUCGAGAGUGCCAUCUUCAAUAAGACAAACUUCAACUUCAGCUCAACCAAGUUGCAGACUCUGAUGAGGGGACUGGCACCAGCUUACCUACGUGUUGGUGGCACGAGUUCCGACUUCGUCACCUUCCAAAAUCCAUGCAAAGAAGAAGUAGCCAAACGCAAUCAUCAUAAACAGACAAUUUUAUGUCCACAGGAUUGGAUUAGACUGAAUGACUUUUGUUUGGCUACUGGUUUGCACCUCGUCUACGCCCUCAACCAGUUGAAACGUACAGAGGAUGGACAAUGGGACCCGACUAACACGGAGAAGCUCCUAGACUUCAACACGUACGAUGUGCCUGCAUGGGAAUUAGGGAACGAACCCAACAGCUACCUAAGUCACGCAAACAUCAGUCUAUCCGGAGAACAGAUUGGCCAGGACUUCAACGUCUUAAGAACCAUCUUCAACAAGAGAUCCAACUAUCGCAACGCCGUCAUUUUUGGUCCAGAUAUAAACAUCAGAGGAGCCAUAGUUACAACAAUUUUUCUGGAAAGAUUUGUUGCGGCAACUAACGCAACGAACGGUACGACCUUUCACUGCUAUUACCUCGAUGGCAGCACUGCUACCUUGGAUGACUUCAUUGACCCGGAAGUACUUGAUGUUCUUCCGGGUGAAAUCAACCUAAUUAAAUCUACGGUUGACAAGUACUAUGGGAAAGAAGCUAAACCGAUGCUGGGAGAAACGGGCAGUGCCUACAAUGGAGGAGCCAAAAAUCUAUCUGACAGAUACGUUGCAGGAUUUAUGCUCCUAGAUAAGCUUGGGAUGAGUGCUAAGAUGGGGCUCGAUGUCGUCAUGCGUGCUGCCCUGUACGGCAGUGAUUACACGAUGCUGGAUCUCGACAACCUCGACCCCAAACCGACUUAUUGGUCCGCUUACAUCUACAAGCGUCUAGUCAACACCACAGUACUUGAAGCAAAUGUAGUCAACACAAACUCGAGUAAAGAUGAUCGCAUUGUGCGUGUGUAUGCACACUGUACAUCAACAGAAAAAAGUGGCUACGACGCAGGCGCAGUGACCCUGAUCGUCAUGAAUUUGCAUAAGGGCCACUCGGCGAACAUCACGCUCCUUCAAGAGCUCUAUGGACAAGACGUGGAUCAGUAUUUACUAACGCCGCAUGGGCCGUUGGGCAUGACGUCAUUACAAAUAGAGCUGAAUAACAACUUGUUGGCGAUGGUCGAUGACAGGACAUUACCGGAAAUAAAACAUGUUCGACUCAAAGGAGGGCGUCAGCUAGUUCUACCACCCCUGUCCUAUGGGUUCUACGUUGUCAAUAAUGCAAAGGCAGAAUCCUGUAUUGGAUGAGAACUACAGCGAUUGAGAGAGAGAUAGAGCGCCAAUAAUGUUAAAGAUGCUAUGUCAGAUUUUUGGCCGAUUUGACCCCAAAACUUUGAUUUAAAAUUCAAUAGGUAUUUUGA